UCGGCUAAUGGCGACGUACGGCAACACAAACUGACAUGAACUCUGCGAGUAAGGUUGGUGAAAUUUUCACCGCAGCCGGAGCAGCUUUCAAUAAGCUCGGAGAAUUAACUAUGCAGUUGCAUCCCACGACAGAUUCACCGGCAGGUAAAUGGACUGACGAGGAAAUUGAGAUGCUCCGUCACUCGGUAAAGACCUUCAGUGAAGACUUGAACAAAAUAAGUGAGCACAUCAAGGGGCGAACGGUCUCUCAGAUUCGAACAACGUUGAAGAAAAAAGCAUUCGAAGAAGCGGGUGUACCGAUUAGGCAACAGAUACUGUCACAGCAACAGUCGGCACAGCAGUCGGCGGUUGUUCAACAGCAACAAGCGUCGAAGCAACAAGCCGGGAAUCAGGGGUUAAUGGGCAAAUCAGCGGAAGUAACGUUAAAUAUGUUAAACGCACCGGAAUCGGAGGUGGACGUUGAAGGACUACCGGAGGAGUGUCAAGUGAAGCUCGAGUUUGAGGGUGCGACGGAAGAAGUCACCUCUUAGUGUAAGAGUGAUCUAAGCUUAAGAUAAUGUUCACUUAAUAUACGGCUAGAGUUAAGUAUUAACUAUGUACAUUCGAUAAGUUAUAUUUCUCAGUAAAUUCGUA
This is a messenger RNA of Dufourea novaeangliae, 633 nucleotides long. Its product is annotated as chromatin complexes subunit BAP18. The transcript has 4 exons. Gene Ontology annotation, cellular component: MLL1 complex; NURF complex. The record is from RefSeq and is a predicted model, not a curated record. Bases 36 to 530 code for a protein of 164 amino acids. Lineage: Eukaryota; Metazoa; Arthropoda; Insecta; Hymenoptera; Halictidae.